Messenger RNA from Halichondria panicea, 1404 nucleotides. RefSeq lists its product as uncharacterized. Gene Ontology annotation, molecular function: 3-beta-hydroxy-Delta5-steroid dehydrogenase (NAD+) activity. The transcript has a single exon. The record is from RefSeq and is a predicted model, not a curated record. NCBI's taxonomy places the organism in Eukaryota, Metazoa, Porifera, Demospongiae, Suberitida, Halichondriidae. Bases 100 to 1332 code for a protein of 410 amino acids. Gene Ontology annotation, biological process: steroid biosynthetic process.
AGGGCUGAGCUUCCUGUGCACAACUUUGACCUCUUCUGAAUAUCGACGUUUCUGAAAGUUUUGAGAUUAAGUAAAAGAAGAUAAGACAAAUCAAACAAGAUGGUUUGCCCUAUGGGUAAAAAAAAUCCUCGUCAAGAGAGUACUACUGAGUAUCCGUUUGAGCCGCUCUACCGUCCCUGGAGCUGGGCCCUGAGCAGCUUCUCCAACAUCCUCCUCUUUGCUGUGCUCUUUGCAGUCAUGUACAUCAUGUACAGACAAAGAAAGACCAAAGGAAAAAGAGAAGUUAGCUACCGAACUGUGGAAUCGAAACAAGCAGAAGCAAUGAAAUCGGAGGGCAAGAUCAAAGCUGUUGUUACUGGAGGAAGUGGAAGUCUUGGCAAACAGAUUGUUCGCUGCCUCAUAGAAGAUGGAAACUAUCUAAUCUACUCGCUCGACCUGUUCAUUCCCGAUGAAGAAGUUCGAAAUGACGAUGUGUUCUCGUACAUUCAAGCCGAUAUCCUUGAUAAAGACAGUUUGAGAAUAGCUCUGAAGGACGCUGAAGUCGUUUUCCACACUGCAAGCAUAAUUCCAACUUUUGUCGGCUAUACCAAACAGGACUUCUAUGACGUCAUUGCCACUGGAACAGAUAACAUUGUAUCGGUUUGUAAGGAACUUCGAGUGAAGAGACUAAUCUACACAAGUAGUGUGAACGCCAUGUUGCGAAAAAAUCAAACUGUUGACAACUUGGACGAGACCACCCCCUAUCCGGAAGAACCUAGGGAGAGUUACGGAAGUGCUAAAAUAGUUGCCGAAAAAAAUGUACUUGGAACAAAUGGCGUGGAUGGAAUUCUAACCUGUGCCUUGCGACCUUGUUUUAUUGCUGACAGUAAAUCAAUCAAAGGUUUUGGGUUAUUGUAUUUUGGUGAUGGACUUUACAAACAAAUGCUUAUUCCAAACGACACUGCAGCUAGAAUUCACCUUCUUGUCGAGAAAAAGUUACAAGCGGAAGGUUUGGCCUCUAAAAUUGCUGGAAAGGUUUACAUUGUUGGAUUCGAAGAUUCAUUUACACACCGAGAGUUUGCCGAAUUUGUAGCAUCUGAGAAAGAUGGAGAAGUUGGUGGUUCCAUUCCAAUAUGGGUCUUGAAGCUUAUGGUCUACUUCAAUGAGUAUGUGUACAGAGUGAUUGGAAAAGCCCCUAUCAGCCCAAUGCUUAGAAUCGAUAUGUUUGACCUCAUGACCAAGUCUCACACGUAUUCAAGUGCUCUGGGAAGGAAGGAAAUUGGCUGGGAGGACCCGAGAAGCUGGAAGGAUGUGGUUAGAGAGCUCAUUAAAGCAUCAAAAAAAGACAAUUAGUCUAUGACUGUGAAUUUACAUUGCUAAGUAAGCUCUAUAAAGAAAAUUUUACAAUGUAGACUAUGUGAUCUG